Purpureocillium lilacinum is the source of this 636-nucleotide messenger RNA. Lineage: Eukaryota; Fungi; Ascomycota; Sordariomycetes; Hypocreales; Ophiocordycipitaceae. The record is from RefSeq and is a predicted model, not a curated record.
AUGCGCAUCGAAAGUGACCUGAUUUUGACGUGGUGUAACUCAACCGCUUCAGCCAAGGCGAGCAGUCCCGGUCACGGCCGUGAGGUGCCACAGCUUGAGCUUGCGAGAGCAGAUUCGACCUGGUUUGGUCCGGUCUCUUACAGGGCGGAACACGAACAACGUCGCCGACCUCGCCACCAAGCCUCCUGCCGGACAUUACCCCCUGCGGCCCAAGCCUCCCCCAGCCGGUCGCCCUCUGGCUGGCCCUCUUUUCCCAACGCGCGCGAUAGAGUGGAGGGCUAUUCUCGGAGACGGCAGCUGGCGCCGAUCUCGUACAGUAGGCUUGCCGCGCUGACCCAGAUGGACUCCAUGUCGGGCUCUGCGCUUCCAAGGCCGAGGCCCAUGUUGCGGUCAACAAGCGCCUCCUCCUGUCGCGGCCGCUUUUGGGCGGCCCUGACCCCGUCAAGCAAGGCGCCAUCCGUUGCCCACCAGUUGACUUGGGACGCCACCGACGCCUGUUGCUUCCAUCGCGUCGUCUGCGGGCGCAGUGACAGCCUGACAGGUGUCGGGGCGGCGGUCGUGGCGGCGGUGCCUGUUGUCUCCUCGGCGAACCGGUCAGCGGAACAGGGCGGCAUUUGCCGGGCGGCCAGCUACUAA